UUGUCAAUCAGCAUUGUCAAUUUUAGGCACACCUUUGAAGCAGCACCGGUGUUUUGCCUAUGUGAGAAAGAGGUAGUUCGGAAACUUCUGGAAGUUUGCGGCUUUCACGAAGGCGAUGGCAUUUUGUGCCCCGUACUCUUGCUGACGAUUCAUCGUUUAGGUGGAAGCCUAGCAAACAUGUACGGUUUAAACUUAGCCAGGUUCCACUACGACUCAAAAUUAAAAAGCAGCGGGAUGUUCGGUUGUCGCCGUUUGGUGAUUUUCGCUUCAGAGCAGGCGCACUACUCGAUCAAAUGUGCCGCAGGGUUUAUGGGAUUUGGAUCAGAGUCGAUCGACAUUGUUCCCUGCGCCGAAGACGGAUCGAUGAUUGCAGAAGAAUUGGAGAAACACAUCACUUCGAUUAUCAAUUCCGAAAAUGCCCAACCUCUGUGUGUUUGGUGCACCUCCGGUACGACCGUGUUGAACGCAUUUGACCCGAUCGACAAAAUUUAUCCGAUAUGCCAACGCUACAAAAUUUGGCUUCAUGUUGAUGCAUGCCUGGGUGGCGCAGUUCUUCUCUCAUCUAAGCACAAGUACUUAAUGGCAGGAGUCGAAAAUGCUGAUUCUUUGGUAUGGAACUGGCACAAACUUUUGGGCAGUCCGCUGCAGACCUCAGUGUUCUUGUGUAAGCACAAGGGUUUGCUAAAAAAGUGUCACAGCGAACAUGCCUCCUACCUGUUUCCUGACGAGAAGCAUUAUGACACCAGUUUUGACAUCGGAGAGGCCAGCAUCCAAUGCAGUCGCAAGCCGGAUGCACUGAAAAUAUGGCUGAUGUGGAAGGCGCACGGUAAAAUCGGCUUACAGCAUCUGAUUGAUCUUGCGGUGGACAACGCACAGGCAAUUGCCUCGAAGAACUUUGCUUCAGACUUGUUUUAUUUUCUGCCGAAUGUCACAUGCUGGCGCAAGAUCGAGAACGUGAAGACACCGUGCUCUCUCCGCGACUCGGCUAUCGCCACUACCGUCUGCUUUUGGGUGAUUCCUCCACGACUGCUUAACUGUUCUCGUGACGAGGAGUUCUGGAAGGAAAUAGACAAUAAAAUGUCUGGCUUGGAUGCACUGCAAGAAAGACUGGCACGUUUGGAGCGAAUCGUGGGCAGAAUCGACCCAAAUGGUGGCCGCCCCGCUCUCUUUAGCAUGUUGUGCCAGAUCCAAAGCAAGGUCAACGCGAUUUAUGAAGAGCGGGCAAAGAUUAAAACGCUAUCAGACAUUGUACUUCAGUUCGAAGAUAUGUUGAAAGGUGAAGGCCUGGAUGCGGUUGUUCCGGACGAAGAACUUAUGAUCAGGCUGUGUGAAGCGGCCGUACCUCGACUAGAAAAGGAUGCAAAGCUUGUGCAAGAAAUGAAGUUGUUAGAGCCAGUACUAGAUUCAGAGCCCAUAAAAUCCAUACCAUCGCUGUAUCCAAAAAUGCUGCGUUUAUUGACGUUGCAGGAAGCCCAGCUUCAGGAAGUUCGAAAGCGAUCUUCGAAAAUUGAUGCUCUCAUUCAGCGAUAUAACAUCUUUGUUGAAUGCGUCGAAAAGCAGUUUCUUCUCUGGGACGCUCGUUUACGUAAAUUGGAGGCGUUGAAUAAAGGAGACGUGGAAGAUUCUUUGGACAUUGCCUCGUAA
Molecule: messenger RNA, 1644 nt
Organism: Soboliphyme baturini
Lineage: Eukaryota; Metazoa; Nematoda; Enoplea; Dioctophymatida; Soboliphymatidae
Source: the annotation of a GenBank genome assembly